GUGAAAGUGGUCACUGACAACAAGUUUUGUUUAUUGUUUUAGUUCUUAUCAGCCACAAUAUUCAGAAAUGUAUAAACUUUGGCUACCACAAGUGUUUGUAUUCUGCAUUGUCAUAUCCGAAAUUAGGAGUUUGAACUCAGUAUGGCAUUGGAAGUGCGAAGAAGGCUUCUGCCAGAAAAAGAUGAUAACAUCCGAUAACCAAACAGCCCUAAGCUUACCGGCAUGUCGGCUUUUCUGCAACAAACACGCAGGCCUAUGGCCGAAACCUACCGGCGACCUCAAAAUCGGCAACUUCUUGGUCAAAAUCAACCUAAACAGCAUAGAUAUCAUCGGUGGAAGAGCUGACAGCCCAAUGUUUGGACUCCGAACAGCAGCUGGCAAGAGAUUCAGGCAGGCCAUUGCGGAAUUGAUUCCGCCAAAUGUAUAUGCCUCCGGCGGAAAAACAUUGAACAUAAAUCUCGACGUUAAGGAUGAAAGUCAGAACCGUCUAACGCUCGAAACCGAUGAAAGUUAUGCUUUAAAAGUGUCUGAAAGUAGUGAUGGAAGAAUGACUGUGCUGAUUACAGCUCAAACCUAUUUCGGUGCCAGACACGGUUUGGAAACUUUAAGCCAACUGAUUAUCUUCGACGAUUUACGGGAUGAAUUGCAAAUACCAAGGGACGUUUACAUAGUGGACAAACCUGCUUAUCCGUACAGAGGAAUUUUACUUGACACCUCGAGGAAUUUCGUUACAGUUAAAGCCAUAAAGAAAACCAUAAGAGCCAUGGGUGCUUCCAAGUUAAACACCUUCCAUUGGCAUAUCACCGACUCACACAGCUUUCCGUACGUCUCGAAAUCAAGACCCGAGUUAUCAAAGUAUGGAGCGUACACGCCGAGCAAAAUUUACACUCCAAAAGACGUGGAAGAAAUUAUUCAGUAUGGUUUGGAACAUGGUGUAAGAGUUCUCCCCGAAUUUGAUGCUCCAGCGCACGUUGGCGAAGGCUGGCAAAAAUCUGGACUAGUAACAUGUUUCAACUGGCAACCAUGGCAGGAUUAUUGCGUUGAACCACCUUGCGGACAAUUUGAUCCAACCAAAACUGAACUAUACAACGUUAUUAGUGAUAUCUAUGGAGAUAUGUUCGACCAGUUCAAACCGGACAUUUUCCACAUGGGUGGAGAUGAAGUGAACUUCAACUGUUGGAACAGCACCAAAAGCAUUGUGGACUGGAUGCAAAACGAGAAAAAGUGGGGCCGUUCCGAGGCCGAUUUCAUCAAACUAUGGGACCACUUCCAAAGUCAGGCUUUGGAAAAGGUCUACGAGAAAGCCGGUAAACAAAUUCCUGUUAUAAUGUGGACCAGCCACUUAACGCACAAAGAGUAUGUUAAAUUUUUGCCGAAGGAUAAAUAUAUCAUCCAGAUUUGGACCAAAGGGGACGACGAGCAAGUUUCAAAUUUACUGGAAAAUGGUUACAAGUUAAUUUUGAGUAAUUAUGAGGCUUUGUACUUUGAUUGCGGGUUUUCCGGAUGGGUUACUGAUGGAAAUAAUUGGUGCUCUCCUUAUAUUGGAUGGCAGAAGGUAUACGAGAAUACACCUGGCAAAAUUGCAAAGGAAAGAAAACAUCAAAUCCUUGGCGAAGAAGCCACCCUAUGGACCGAACAGGUGGACUCGACUUCAAUCGACAGUAGGCUCUGGCCAAGGGCUGCCGCAAUGGCCGAGGUGCUUUGGUCAGAGCCUACUACAACCUGGAGGGACGCCGAGCCCAGGCUUCUUGUCCACAGAGAAAGACUCGUCACUAAAGGCAUAGACGCAGACGCCAUGGAACCGGAAUGGUGUCUUCAUAACGAAGAGAAUUGCCCGAUUGGUGGACACUUCAACAAAGACAACGUUCCAAAGUAGUUUUAAGUUUUUUAUUGUAUUUAAUAAAAAUAUUUUAACGU
Molecule: messenger RNA, 1917 nt
Organism: Brassicogethes aeneus
Lineage: Eukaryota; Metazoa; Arthropoda; Insecta; Coleoptera; Nitidulidae
Source: the annotation of a GenBank genome assembly